This is a messenger RNA of Pollicipes pollicipes, 2093 nucleotides long. RefSeq names its product ubiquitin carboxyl-terminal hydrolase 38. The coding region runs from base 87 to 2093 and encodes 668 amino acids. The record is from RefSeq and is a predicted model, not a curated record. Gene Ontology annotation, molecular function: cysteine-type deubiquitinase activity. Gene Ontology annotation, cellular component: nucleus; cytosol. The transcript has 8 exons. NCBI's taxonomy places the organism in Eukaryota, Metazoa, Arthropoda, Thecostraca, Pollicipedomorpha, Pollicipedidae. Gene Ontology annotation, biological process: protein deubiquitination.
AGCUGGUGCUGGCUCGCGUCGAUAAGCUGUGCUGGGCGCUGACGCUGCCGUCGGCGCGUCGCUCCGUCCUGCCCGUGGUGUCGCUGAUGCUGCUGGGGUUCCCGCACUCGCCGGCUGCCUUCCACAAGGUGCUGCACCGGCUGCCGGGUCUGCUGGAGCAGCUGCGGCGGGAGGGCGGCUCGGACGGAGCCGACUAUGGGCAGCUGGCCGACCUGGCCCAGACACUGAUCCGGCUCCACCCUGGCCACCCAGGGCGGUACGACGCCCUGCUCAAGGCGCUGCAGGAGCGGGCGCCGCCGACGCCGUCGGUGAUGGCCAGCCUGCUGCUCUCGUCGGCCUGGUGUGAUCCGGCGGCGCGGCCGGAGCCAUGCCCCGAGCACGAGCCGGCGCCACGGCCGGCCGCCGAGCGGCGCGGCCUCGUCAACCUCGGCAACACGUGCUUCAUGAACGCCGUGCUGCAGGCGCUCUUCCACUCGGACGAGCUGUGCCGCGAGGUGCUGUCGGCCGGGCCGGACCCGCGGCGCCGCCACCUGGCCGCCCUGCAGCGCGCGUUCGCCUUCCUCGCGUUCUCCGAGCGGGCCGCCUACAGCCCAGCGGCGUUCCAGCGGGCUGCGCUGCCGCCCUGGUUCGAGGUCGGCCGCCAGCACGACUGCUCCGAGUUUGUCAGGUACCUACUGGACGCCAUGCACGAGGAGGAGAGGUCGGCCUCCACGUCGGCCGGCCCUGCCGCCGCGCCCGUCCGGCCGGCCGUCCGCUGCCAGGACGACAUGGGCCUGGAGCGGCCCGCGACGGCCGCCCGCCAGCGGCGACGACACCGCUCCUGCGGCAGCGGCAGCGGCGCCGGUGUCACACCGCUCUCCGAGACGGCCGGCCUGGGAGGGGCGGCCCGAAGCCUGUCACCUGCCGCCCGGCCCGGUCAGGACGCGGCCAUGGCCGCCAGCGACACCGCACUGGCGAGUGGCGAUGCUUCGCAGGCUCCUGGCGAUGCGCCCUCGUCCAGCUGUGAGGUCACGCAGUCUGUCGGAGCCAGCCAAGACAUGGCAGCGUCCACCGGCGGCGCCGCUCCGUCCGCCAUUGGGGCAUCUCAGUCAGUCGGGGUCAGUCAAGACGUGCCCAUGUCUGUGGAUGGCGCCUCUCCACCCGCCGUGGCUGGCCCGGAGCUGCGCCUCGGUGAUGGGCAGGCGACCAAUGCUAGCCACUGCGAGAAACCGGCCGCCGUCGGCGAGUGCGCUGGUGCCGGUGGCGGCCCGGAGCCGGGUGUGGGUCUGGUGCGCCGUUUGCUGGGGGGCCGCGCCGAGACCAGCUACACGUGCCGCACGUGCGGCAAGGCCUCGCGCCACCUGGACCGCAUGACGGACCUGCACCUGGCGCUGCCCGACGUGCUGACGCAACCCAGGGCGACCGAGUCGCCGGCCGAAUCAGCGUCACGGGCAGAGGCGGAGACACCGGGGGUGGACCCACCGUCAAAGCUGCAGUCGGAAGUGCAAUCGGAGGUGCAGUCGCCGCCGGCCGAACCGAAGCCGCCGCCAAAGGCGGAACCGGAGCUGGAGCCGGAGCUGAAGCCGCAGCCGCAUCCGAACCCGGAGCCGGAGCCGCAGUCGCGGCCGAGGAGUGAUCGAGAGCUUAGUCCGCAGCAGUCGUCCGGAACGACCGUGCAAGUAUCGGACCUGCUGCACCAUUACCUGCUGCCGGAGCGGCUGUGCGGCGACAACCAGUACCACUGCGGCGCGUGCGGGGCACUACGCGACGCCGACCGCCAGCUGCGGCUGCUGCAGCCGCCGCACUACCUCGUCAUCUCGCUGGUGCGGUUCGUGUUCGACCGGCGCACGGGCGCGCGCCGCAAGCUGCUGGCGCCGGUGGGGCUGACGGAGCGGCUGGCGGUGCCGGUGAGCGGUCGGCCGGCGGCGCUCUACCAGCUGUACGCCGUCAUCGUGCACUCGGGCCGCUCGCUCGACGCCGGCCACUACUUCUGCUACGCGCGCCGCUCGGACGGUCCGGCCGGCGGCUGGCACCGGCUCGACGACGACCUCGUGGCGCCGAGCGACCGUUCGCUGGCCAGUGCUGUGCGAGCGCUCAGUACCAAAGCUCCGUGA